Symbiodinium pilosum is the source of this 1476-nucleotide messenger RNA. The record is from the annotation of a GenBank genome assembly. NCBI's taxonomy places the organism in Eukaryota, Dinophyceae, Suessiales, Symbiodiniaceae.
AUGGAGGGAGCGCGGAAGGCCUACAGCGAGGCAUUGCGACUCACCCAAUUCAAGGAGAUGCCGGAGGGUUUCAGUGAAGAAGUUGCUUCCGUUAGAAGGCCGACUCAGUUGAACUUGGCUUUGGUUUGUCUUCGUUCGGAUCCCACAGAACCCUUUCGAGCGCUGGAGCUGUGUGAGGAAGUCUUAGAUGCCGAGCCCGACAACCCGAAGGCAACAUAUCGCAAGGCCAAAGCCUUGAUGGAGCUUGGUGAGCUGAAGGAGGCCGAGUGGGAGCUGGUGAGGGCAUGCAAGCUCAUGCCGAAGGAUGCUGCAGUGCGGAAGGAGCUGGAAACACUGCGGCAAAGCUUUCGUAACGACAAGGCCAAAGAAGUAGCAACCUUCCAAGGCCUCUUUGAAAAGAGCCCCGGUUUUGCUUCGGAGAAUCGACAGAGUGAUUCACAGAAGCUUACAAAAGCAGAUGUGGAUGACAUUUACUUCCAUGAUGGCAAGGACAAUCCGUACGAAGGCGCCGAAAACCCGCAGGACCUUGCCCGGGGCUUCCAGGCAGAUGGCCAGUUGGAGGAUGCAGCUCAAGCCUGGGAGGUUGCCAUGGGACAGACUGCAUCAAGUGAGGACUGGAAAUCUCAUCUGACCUACGCGCUAGAGUACGGAGCGUUGCUCAUGGAUGUCGACAUUGACCGGCUAGCUUUGCGCUGCUUCAGCACAGUUUUCGAGCGGCCUGCCCAAAAUGAUGAUGCUGAAAAAGCACUGGCACAAGUGAGGCAGCACGCCUUGCUCCUCAAGUCGAUCUGCUUGUUGAAUGAAGCAGCAGAAGAUCCGCAGGCCGAAAUCACAAGCUGUUUGGAGAAGUGGUUAUCUUUGGCGCAUGCAGGUCUCAGCUCCGAGGAUGAGGCGCUGGACAGGAGACUCAUUCGCUUGCGAGACCAGCAGGGAUCCAAAGCCAGCGCAGAUCUCGCUGUGGCCCUGGGCUUGCUGCAGUUGCUGCAGGGCCAGGAGUCAGUAGCUUCCACAUUUGGUUCUGCACUGCUGGCACCAGAGGACGAUAGCUACUUUGGCGCUCCUCGGCGGCUUGCUACAAGGUGGAACAUGCUCGGGGCAGUCCUUGCGAAUCGUGGUCGGCCAGAUGAUGCUGUUUGUGCAUAUCGCUGGGCGUUGUACUGGCAACCACACUAUCCGCGUGCUCUCAUCAACUUGGCCAUGUCUGAGCUCAAACGGGGCGCCGUCCUGGAAGCUGCAGCUGCGCAGGCUGCGGCUAUUGCUGCCUCACCGAGCUGGGCCUGCGGGGAGCUUUGGUCACAGCUGGAGAAGGAAUCCCUUGCGCAGACGUCGAUUGACGAUUUAGCUGAAGCUGUGCAAGCUCGCCAUGUCGCCCGAGUUCGCGAAGUGCUGGUCCCAUACUCCAGCAACUUGGACACUUCUACGCUGCAGGACACCGCUCCUGCAGAGGUCUUGAAGGAGAUGAAGCUGAUCUCGUAG